Messenger RNA from Sinocyclocheilus grahami, 261 nucleotides. Its product is annotated as alpha-2-macroglobulin-P-like. NCBI's taxonomy places the organism in Eukaryota, Metazoa, Chordata, Actinopteri, Cypriniformes, Cyprinidae. The annotation marks the transcript as partial. The transcript has 2 exons. The record is from RefSeq and is a predicted model, not a curated record.
ACCGUCCACAAGAGACAUCCGUUUCUCUCACUCUACCCACAGUGUUUGUCAAAGGUUCUGCCAAAAUCUUUAUCACUGUUCUGGGUGAUCUGAUGAGUAGUGCUCUGAGGAACAUCGGUGAUCUGUUGGCUAUGCCGUACGGUUGUGGAGAGCAGAACAUGCUGCUUUUCGCCCCCAAUAUCUACAUCCUUCAAUACCUGGAGAGCAGCGGGCAGCUCACUCCUGAGAUUAAAAACCGAGCCAUGACCUUCCUGGAGAGCG